Messenger RNA from Betta splendens (Siamese fighting fish), 2802 nucleotides. RefSeq names its product ornithine decarboxylase 1 (gene odc1). NCBI's taxonomy places the organism in Eukaryota, Metazoa, Chordata, Actinopteri, Anabantiformes, Osphronemidae. Gene Ontology annotation, cellular component: cytoplasm. The coding region runs from base 329 to 1717 and encodes 462 amino acids. Gene Ontology annotation, molecular function: ornithine decarboxylase activity. The transcript is spliced from 11 exons. The record is from RefSeq and is a predicted model, not a curated record.
ACUGGCUCACGCGCCGGCCUCCACUGUAGUUUCAGUCCCUGUGGCGGAGUUGCGGCAGUAGCAGCAGACUUCAAUGUGCAGAAGAGCUGCUUAAUUUCUUCUUAAUACCAGCCUUCGGGUGUAAUGGAAAAACGGUUUGUAAAUGCUUUUUAAGAAUCAUCGCUCAAGGAAAUCACUCACUGCCUACACUGCAGGCCCUGGGCUUGAGUCUUAUUUGAAGGGGUUUAACUUCACUGGCGAGCCACCUUGGCUACUCUGCAUCUGAGAAACUGCAAAACCAUAUUUCACUUCUCCUGUAGCCAAUUUACUUAAUAAAUCAAAAGAACCAAUGAAUACCAUGAAUACGUUUGCUGUCACGGACUUUGAAUUCUCAUUCUUGGAGGAGGGAUUCUCUGCCCCUGACACUAUUGAACAGAAAAUCAAUGAGUCGUCACAGACCGAUGACAGAGAUGCUUUUUAUGUUUGUGACUUGGGAGAUGUGACUAAAAAACACCAACGCUGGAAAAGGGCAUUACCUCGUGUCACUCCUUUCUAUGCUGUCAAGUGCAAUGAUAGUUGGCCGAUACUUAAAACGCUGGCAUCUCUAGGAACUGGCUUUGACUGUGCAAGCAAGACGGAGAUUCAACUGGUUCAGUCUCUGGGUGUAGAUCCAAGCAGGGUCAUAUAUGCCAAUCCCUGCAAGCAAGUUUCUCAGAUAAAGUAUGCAUCUGCCCAUGGGAUUCAGAUGAUGACCUUUGAUAGCGAGGUGGAACUGAUGAAAGUGGCUCGCUAUCAUGAGAAUGCCAAGCUGGUGCUGCGCAUUGCCACUGAUGAUUCAAAGGCGUUGUGUCGUCUGAGUGUGAAGUUUGGGGCCCCACUGAAGUCUUGCCGAAGUCUCCUAGAGCGUGCUAAAGAACUGGGCCUGGAUGUAAUUGGUGUCAGUUUCCAUGUUGGCAGUGGCUGCACUGACCCAGAAACGUACACCCAGGCUAUUGCUGAUGGACGUUUAGUUUUUGAUAUGGGGAAUGAACUAGGUUUUAACAUGCACCUAUUGGACAUUGGUGGUGGUUUCCCUGGUUCAGACAAUGGACAACUCAAAUUUGAAGAGAGCACAAGCGUCAUCAACUUAGCCUUGGACAAGUAUUUCCCUGAUGAGACUGACAUCAAGAUCAUCGCCGAGCCAGGCCGCUAUUAUGUGGCAUCUGCUUACACACUCGUGGUAAACAUCAUAGCAAAGAAGGUCAUCAUGGAUGAAGACUUGGGCUCUGAUGAAGACGACAAAGAGACCAUAGACAAGACUCUGAUGUAUUAUGUCAAUGAUGGAGUUUAUGGAUCUUUCAAUUGCAUAUUAUAUGACCAUGCAGAGUGUUUGCCAAUACUACCUAAGAAGCCAAAACCUGAUGAGCUCAUGUACCCCUGCAGUAUCUGGGGCCCAACCUGUGAUGGACUUGAUCGAAUUAUUGAGCAGUGUUACCUACCUGACCUGCAGGUGGGUGAUUGGCUAGUCUUUGACAACAUGGGUGCCUACACUGUGUCUGCGUCCUCCACUUUCAAUGGCUUCCAAAGGCCGGACAUCCACUAUGUUAUGUCCCGCUCUGCUUGGCAAAAAAUGCAGCAGAUCGGUUCCCAGGCCAUUCCAGCUUCUGUGGAGUCUUGCCUGUUUGAAAUACCAGCCUGCUGUGGCAGAGAGAGCAGCUUGGAGAUACCUACCAAACCAUGCCAAGCCCAUGUGGUUUAAUCACAUUGUAUGCUGCAAAUCUAGAAUUUGUUUUGUAAAUUAUUCAGUUAUUUUGUUUGCUCAACAUUUCAUGGCCAGUUACUUGACGGAAGAAUGAGAGGGACCCAAUGCACAUUUCUAUGUUGUAUAGAAGCUGGGGAUUAACCUUCACUAAAUGAGGCAGUCACAUUUUGCGUUCAUCCAUAGGUUCCAGGCAGAGUGUUAAAAGGUAGUCACCUACUUGAAUUUGCUCUAUCUUUUGUCUGAUUUGGGGACAUGCCUAUCAAUACUGGAAUUCCGUUAUGCAGAAAAAAGUUGCUGAAAUAGGGUAAUGUGAAAGAGGAGGCAUGGCAUGAGGGCAUCACAGGUAAAGUCCAUGCAGUAAAGGGUUAGUCCUUCAAUGGUCAUUUAGCAUAGGUUGUUUGUAGCUUUGAUGGACUGGCCUGUAAAAGCCAAGGUUCAAGUAUUUGGUGGCGCUGAGAUGUUUGAAGGGGUGAUUAUCCUCAAAGAAUAGCUGCUAUGUUGUUUUCCGUAUUUGCCUCUCCUGUACAGAGACCGCCUUAAGUGUUAAUCCUCAAGAUGAUAACUUAACUAUUUAUUACUUUGUUAAACUGACAUUAAUGUAAUGCGUUGUGUAAGUCUUGUGCUUUUAUACAGCUCAUAAAUACCGCCAUUACUUAUAACUUGCAUAACUGUGGUCUGCAUAUUCAAGCACAAUAUAUUGUUAUUCUGUGCUAAUAUAGCUGCAGGAAUUGACUUGCUAGAGCUCCUUUAUACUAGAUAACCAUUUCAGCUCCCUGCAACUUCCCGAUGUUCAUAUUUGUACCAGUCAUCAGAUUCUACAAGUGCUGCCAAAAGCAAGUCUUGAAGAUUAACAUUUCAAACAUGGGGACUCAAGAGAUCAAACAGCACCUCUCUUGUUUUUCAUUUUAUGUUUUUGUAAGUUCUUGAAAGCAAAAUAGCUGUUAAAUUUACAAUUGGGUGUUCGGCUAUAUGUUUGGAAUGGAUACAAAAGAGAUGGGAUUGCAAAUUCAUGAUGCGUUCCUAUGGAAACUUUUGAAGUUUUGUAUUUUUUUAAUAAAUAACUUGUUAGGUGCAUAACCAGA